This is a messenger RNA of Drosophila eugracilis, 866 nucleotides long. RefSeq lists its product as uncharacterized. Bases 75 to 845 code for a protein of 256 amino acids. The transcript is spliced from 2 exons. Lineage: Eukaryota; Metazoa; Arthropoda; Insecta; Diptera; Drosophilidae. The record is from RefSeq and is a predicted model, not a curated record.
UCAUUUUAAUCAUAGUUCCCAACACACACACACACACACAUCCCUAUACCAAUCAAAGUCCGAGCUUGGCAGGCAUGGCCCUUUGGAAAAUACAAGACUGCCGACCCAUGGCCACCAAUCAGGAGGAAGAGAGCGAACUGGUGACAAGCGGUAACGAUCCAAGCGGCAUGGAGGAGGUGACCGAUCUAGACGUUGCCUACGACGAGCUGGAGGGCAUGAAGCAGCGUCUGAUCCUGCUGCGUAACAAGAUAUUAGUCCCGGAGUCGGAUGGAUUCCAGGACGACUUCGACGAUCAGGAAGUCGAAAUAGGCUUGACUCCCGAAAGCCAGCAGCUCCUAGAACUGCACCGCCACAAGUGUCAGCUCGUUCUCCGGGUUCAGGAAGCAAAGCAGCACCUGGAUGAUUCGCGAAAGGAGCUGAAGGAACUCGAUGAUUGGACCUGCCAGCUCCAAUCGCGCAUCAACCAGGCGAGGCGGAAGCUUGUCCAGUUCAAGGAGUUCAAGCUAAGGGUCAAACACCAAUUCGGGAUGUGCAUAGAGCGUUGGGAGCACCAUAAGACUCACAAAGUAGACUGCACGACCUUUCGGCGAGUAAUGGAGGAGCACGUCCACAAGGCUGAAAAUAUUCGGAAAAGCGUGUUACCCCUAAAGUGUCACAAGACCAACAGGGACCGUAUCAGCCUAGAGCUCAUGAUGUUACGCGUCUUCCUGCACAAUCUCUUCGGGUCGAUGGUCAAAGACUUUGAGUUCUUCUGCAGACACAUCGACUGCAUUGGUAGCAGCCCCAGACUUCCCGCAACCCCGUCCAAUUCGUUGUAUUCCAUCUUCCAAGAAGCCAGCAAAUAAAUUGGUUUUCCCAUCAGAAAA